This is a messenger RNA of Suillus bovinus, 687 nucleotides long. Its product is annotated as snare protein YKT6. The transcript has 4 exons. Gene Ontology annotation, cellular component: Golgi apparatus; membrane. NCBI's taxonomy places the organism in Eukaryota, Fungi, Basidiomycota, Agaricomycetes, Boletales, Suillaceae. Gene Ontology annotation, biological process: endoplasmic reticulum to Golgi vesicle-mediated transport. Bases 88 to 687 code for a protein of 199 amino acids. The record is from RefSeq and is a predicted model, not a curated record. Gene Ontology annotation, molecular function: SNAP receptor activity.
ACUAAUACGUACAUAAUCGGACUCUAAGCCGCGUUUACUUUACACCGGCAGCACAGCGCAGCUUUGCCUCCCUUCUCAUCUACGACCAUGAAGAUUUUCUCACUCUCAGUUGUUCUCGCACCUUCCUCAGGCCCUUGUUCAGUUCUCAGCUCUACUUCAGAUGUCUCUAGUUUCUCGUUCUACCAGAGAGGUUCUGUCAGCGAGUUUUUGACAUUCUUCACCAAGACGGUCGUGGAGAGAACUCCUCAGGGCCAGCGUCAGAGCGUACAAGAGAACAAUUAUACCGCCCAUGUAUACAACAGGAGUGGUGCAGAGCAGCUUGCAGCUAUCAUUAUUACUGACCACGAAUACCCCGUUCGACCUGCCUUUUCUCUUCUGACAAAGCUGCUUGAUGAUUUCACUGCCAAAGUCCCCCAAUCUGCCUUCGGAAACCCAGGAUCAAUAUCAUUCCCAGAGAUCCAGACCUACAUUCAGAAGUACCAGGAUCCUCGCCAAGCUGAUACAAUUAUGCGGGUACAACAGGAGCUAGAUGAGACAAAGAUCGUUCUGCACAAGACCAUCGAAUCUGUUCUCCAACGCGGGGAGAAGUUGGAUAACCUUGUAGAGCGAUCGAAUGCUUUGUCCGCACAGAGCAAGAUGUUCUACAAGACAGCUAAGAAGCAAAACUCAUGUUGUGUGAUCAUGUAG